Messenger RNA from Etheostoma cragini (Arkansas darter), 2445 nucleotides. RefSeq names its product chromobox homolog 6b (gene cbx6b). The record is from RefSeq and is a predicted model, not a curated record. Bases 304 to 1938 code for a protein of 544 amino acids. NCBI's taxonomy places the organism in Eukaryota, Metazoa, Chordata, Actinopteri, Perciformes, Percidae. The transcript is spliced from 5 exons.
CCGAGGACAUGCGCGCUGAACAGGGGGAGGAGGUGUAUUACAGACUCUCUGAUCAUGAUGUUUUGGGUUGACUCAAUUACGGUGCGGAACUCUCAUUUUCUGAUCGUCUUUUUUUAUAGAAUAGAGAAAAAGUGAGGAGUCGCGGUUUUUUUUUGCCACCUAAAUUUAAAAACAUGAAAACAAUUUGAGACUCUUGUUCAGGAGCGUUGAGUUUUUCAGACUGUUAGUGUUAUUAGAUUUUUUAAAUAAUCGGUCGCUGACGCCGCCACCCUGAAGUUCAUUGUUAUCAUCUUGGCCGCCGGGAUGGUGGCCUUCAUCGGAGCGGUCAUCUGCAUCAUCGCAGCCGUUCACACCGGGUCCUCCAGGGCUGCCUUGGCAGAACAGCCACCAGCAACUGGCAACCACUCGCUGUAUCCGGGCGCGGAUACUGCGGCGGGCUCCGUGGCCCGGGCCGGAUCUUUGGGCGCUCUCCAUGGUUCUGAAACACCCGAUUCAGAAGCACCGACCUUCAACAUGGGGCUCAGCGGGCUGGACGGUGUCACCGGACUCACCGGGCAUGACCCAACAGUCAGUCGACUCAUCUGCACGCCGAUCCCAGCCGGGGAAUGCAACACGAAAAACUUUCAGCAACAAGCAGAAGACCCGUCGCUGUACGCGGGGGAAGACUGGGGCUACCUCCGCACCACCGCGGAGGAGCUCCGGCAGACCGUCCUGCAACAAAAGGACCAGAUACUGACAGACCAGCGGACCAUCAGGGACCUCACGGGGAAACUAACCGAGUGUGAGAAGGGGCUGGACGGCGGCAGCAGCAGCGCGGACAGACGCGGGAGCGCUGCGGGGUUGUGGGGGGGCAAAGACUCGGCUGAAGAGACGCACCUAGAGCGGAUCAUGGUGCGGGACAGUCCGGACUCGACGCCUGAGAAUGUCCACUUGCUCACCGUUAGGGCUGUGGAUGAACUGGAGCAGGCUAUCACUCAGCUCAAAGACCGCAUAGAGAAACUGGAGUCAGACAUUGGCCCAUUUCCUCACAACCAAACGGACAGCAACACAUCUGGAGCGCCAGAGGAAGGCGGGAUGUCAGGUGGUCCGGAAAGGUUGACCAAUCCCGGACACAAAGUUGGUGAUGACAAGCCCUGGAGGAUGGAAGACUUUGCGGGGGAGCUGGAGAGGAAGGUGGAGCUGCUGGAGAAAGAGAGAAAAACCCUGAGGCUGGAAACAGAGAAGCACAGGCAAGGAAUUGACCAUGGCAUCAACAAAAUACACCAUCGAAUCUCCGAACUGGAGGAAGGUGUCUCAGGGCAUUCCUUCCCAGAGGGCUACCGGUUGUCUUUCCCAACUCGGACAAACUACAUGUACGCUGUUUUGAAACCCUCCAUCCCAGCGCUGCGGGCCUUCACCGCCUGCCUGUGGCUGCGGCCCGCAGAGGGAGGAAUCGGGACACCUCUGUCUUACGCUGUUCCAGAGCAACCCAACGAACUGGUGCUGCUGCAAGGCCUGCAUACCCCCACUGAGCUGCUCAUCAAUGACAAGGUGGCGCAGUUGCCUCUAAACCUCUCCCGAGGCAGCUGGCAGCACAUCUGUGUGAGCUGGAGCCAGAAGGGAGGAGCUUGGCAGGCCUACCAGGGGGGAAAGCUGAGGGGCGAGGGUCAUGCACUGGCAGCCGGACAUCACAUCAGACCUGGAGGAGUGCUCAUACUGGGCCAGGAGCAGGAUUCCCUGGGUGGAGGUUUUGACUCAUCCCAGGCCCUGGUUGGAGAACUGUCCCAGGUGGGUCUUUGGGACCGAGUCCUGUCUUCCAACCAGGUCGCCAGCUUGGCCCGCUGUGGCAGAGUAAGCCAGGGAAGUGUAGCCCCCUGGACCGAGAACGGAGUUGAGGUUCACGGAGGAGCAACCAAGGACCCGGGGGAGCCUUGUAGUAAACACAACAGGAAUUCUUGAUAACCGACUGGGGGAAGGGGAAGUAAAAGGAAGCAGGGCAAAGGGAGGGGUAAAAUUCUAGCCCUUUCAAGAAGGUAGGAUUCUGCCGUUAAUUUACACCGCUACAGGGUUUUCUAAACAACUCUAUAUGACAUGGACUGACAAGUACAUACAAAAACUGGAAAAUGAACGGUAAUGUUAUAUAUCUAUAUGAGAUGAGUCAAGGCUUUGCCAUUACUUCACCACUCUUCUAGCAACCACAGACGAUGCCAUCAUGGAGGUCCACUGGAAAAUUGUGCAAUACAAGAUGAAAUUCCCCAUAACUAUAGCUGUAAUACAGGCUCACAUACUUAAAAGUAAACUUGAUUCCGGCCAAAUUAAACUGUAAUUGGUCCUCUGUGCUUUGUUAGCAAACCAGCUAGCAGUCAAACUAGUGAAAGCUAGUUAAAAUGUGAAUAAUAGCAAACAAUUGAACCUCCCGCUAGGUAAAUAGUGGGCAAUGUGUUAAAGCAAUACCACUCUCAUGUC